UGGGGUUGUGGCUGUUUGUCUUGGAGUUCUUUUCCCCUCUAAAUCCAUACUCUCCAUUAUUAUGUUGUGUUCAUUCCCCCCCAGUCUCAUCUUGUCGCGUCCAGGACCCCCAGGUAGCAGCCUGGCUGUUGGACCCAGCUGACCCCUCUUCCUGCUUCACCAACCUGCUCACCAAACACUGUAGGACACCCCCCAGAACCCCCACACCUGCCCUGGGGGCAAGGAAGGUGUCCCAGGUUAUCUCCAGUCUGUCUCUGCUCUACAGGCUGAAUAUGGAGCUACGCUCUAAACUACAGAGCCAGGGUCUGUGGGAGCUGUACUCUAACAUGGAGCUGACUAUGAUCCCUGUACUGGCAGCCAUGGAGAGCCACAGGAUCCAUGUGGACACGGAGUCCCUAAAGACAACAUCAGAGAUGCUGGGGACUAAGAUGAAGCAGCUAGAGCACGAGGCCCACCAGGCAGCAGGCCAGAUGUUUCUAGUGUCCAGCAGCACCCAGCUCAGGACGGUUCUGUUUGAGAAGCUGCGUCUGCAGGACCGCUGUGAAAACAAGAAGCUCCCCAAGACUCUCAACAAACAACAGCAGUCUACAUCUGAGGCUGUUUUGUUGCAGCUCCAGGACCUGCACCCCCUGCCGAAGAUCAUUCUCGAAUACAGACAGGUUCAUAAGAUCAAGUCCACCUUCGUCGACGGGAUUCUGUCUUGCGUGAUGAGUAAGAACUCCAUCUCGUCCACAUGGUACCAGACCAGUGCAGUGACUGGAAGAAUCUCUGCCAAACACCCAAACUUCCAGGCCCUCCCAAGGCAACCGGUGCAGAUCACUAAGAAGCAAUAUGUUCAAGGAAAGGAAGCGGAGGUGGUGACGGUUCACCCACGGGCCAUGUUCAUCCCCCAGGACGGCUACACCUUCCUGGCUGCAGAUUUCUGCCAGGUGGAACUGCGUCUGCUGGCUCACCUCUCGUCAGACCCUGAGCUGCAGAGGAUCUUCAACAACCCACAGGCCGACGUCUUCACCAUGCUGGCCUCACAGUGGAAGGGUGUGAGUGAAGGAGAAGUGAGUUCAGAGGAUAGAGAGCAUGCCAAGCGUAUCGUCUACUCUGUGGUGUAUGGAGCAGGUAGGGAGCGUCUGUCGGGCAUCCUGGGUGUUAGUGCUGAACAGGCCAGACACUUCCAGGACAGCUUCCUCCACACCUACAGAGAGGUCCAGACCUUCAUACACACCACCAUCCAACAGUGCCACAAACAAGGUUACGUGGUGUCUAUUAUGGGCCGGCGAAGGACACUUCCUCACAUCCACUCUACAGACUGGGGAGUCCGCAUGCAGGCUGAGAGACAGGCCGUCAACUUUGUGGUCCAAGGGUCAGCUGCUGACCUGUGUAAGAUGGCCAUGAUCCGUAUCUUCUCUCAAGUCUCCUCCUCCAGCUCUCUCUCCGCCAGGCUGAUAGCUCAGCUCCAUGACGAGCUGCUCUACGAGGUGGAGGACUCUCAGGUGGAGGAGUUCGCAGUGUUGGUCAAGAACACUAUGGAGUCCCUGCAACACAUCGAUUGUCUGGGAGUUCAUCUCAAAGUCCCCCUGAAGGUGGCGGUCUCAAGUGGCAAGUCCUGGGGCUCCAUGUCCGAACUACACCUCCCCCAAACAUCUCUCCCCCCCUCUUCCUGAGUCCCUCUCUCCAUCUCUUACUCUCUAUCUCUCUCCCUCUUCUCUCCCUCAUUGUGUUGCAUCCCCAUCGCUAUGGAAACCAGGCAGAUGCAGCUCCUCCAAGCUCCCAAUUCUCCUUCUCGCUCCCUCUCUCUCUCUCUCUCUCUCCCUCUCUCUAUCCAAUUCUCUCUCUCUCUCACACACACACACACCCCCCUCUCUCUCUGCCGUAUCAGGGGGCACCGGCAGGAGCCUCCCACUGGAACGCAUCAGUUUCUCUUUUUUCACCCUCCCUCCAUUUUGUGGAAUUGUAGUCCUCCUCUCUUCACAUUUUUCUGUUCUCACCCCUCUUGUUUAGAUUUUUGGUUUCUGUGUUCCGUUGCCAAGGAAAAACCACACUUUGAGAAAUUUGUUUGGCAUUGUUGCCUUUUUAAAAGUAUUUUUCAGCUACAGUAAAUAUACCUGAUUAGCUAGAUAGCAGUCAGAGUUUUUUUUUAAGGUUCUAUACUAUGUUUGAUUGUAUUUAUUAACUGAUAUCCUGUCUGAAUUUCCUAUUAUUGCAUUAAUUGUAAAGUAAAGCUGGACAGGUCAAUGUAUUUCUACAAUAAAGUGAAACGAUCUAGUC
Messenger RNA from Salmo salar (Atlantic salmon), 2262 nucleotides. RefSeq names its product polymerase (DNA directed) nu (gene poln). Gene Ontology annotation, molecular function: DNA-directed DNA polymerase activity; DNA binding. NCBI's taxonomy places the organism in Eukaryota, Metazoa, Chordata, Actinopteri, Salmoniformes, Salmonidae. Gene Ontology annotation, biological process: DNA-templated DNA replication; double-strand break repair. The record is from RefSeq and is a predicted model, not a curated record.